AUGGAUAGUUUGAAAAAAAAUUCAUCAUCUGAAACUUUUCGUGAUGAUAAAAUGCCACCCUGGUUAUUAGAAAUGACUGAAAAUGUAAGAAAAUUAAGUCAAGAUAAUUUUAUUUCAUUGCCGACGCAAUUAAAUUCAAGUGAAGAAUCAGCCAAGCCAGCUGAUAAAAUUGAUAACCCUGAGAAGCGACGUAGUGGUCGACGAGCCCAGACCUAUGAAAAAAGUGAUUAUCCUAAAAAAACAGACAACCGCAAAGGAAUCAAUUGUGUAUCGGCGUCGUUACUUGAAAUUCGAAGCAAAUUUAACAAGCCUCCGUUGGUAUCAAAUAUUUCGCUACGUGAAUUAAAGGAUAGGGAUAAUACCCCUUUGGAUUUAAAUUCACCAGCGGGUCCUUACGACACGAUAAAUUUCUUCGCCGACGAACGGAAGUCGUCGAUUGAUUCAUUGCUGUCGAGUCAGCUGAAAAACCUGAAUCUUGGCGAGUUGGAAACAUUUGACCUUGGAGAGGCUUCUGGGCUAAAUACCAAAAAAAUAAAUAAUUUAUUCAACCGAGACACUGAUUAUUCUCCUAAAGGUUUUGAUAAAAAUGUACAUGAUUUUAUAAUACCAGAAUUACCUUCUGGAGAGUCAUUGACUAUAGAUAUCCUCAGCACAUGGGGUGAUAAGAAUUACGUCGGGCUUAAUGGAAUUGAAAUAUUUUCAUCAACUGGUCAAACUCCGAUAAUAACUAAAAUUUGGAAUGACUGUGAUGGGAGUUGUACAGAGAGCGAAGAUAAAAAAAGCGAUACAAUAAAUAAUUUAAUCAACGGAGUAUAUCGAACUAAAAAUGACUUAGACAUGUGGUUAAUACCAUUUACUGCAGGAAAUCAUCAUUGCAUACACAUUGCAUUUUCUGAAAGUACCAAAAUUGCUUUAAUAAGAAUAUGGAAUUACAAUAAGUCAAGGAUACAUUCUUAUCAAGGUGCCAAACAUGUUGUUAUUAAAUUAGAUGAUGUUAUUAUUUUUGACGGCGAAAUAGCGCGAUCAUCUGGUGAUAUUACGGGAGAUAUUAAUUCAUUUGGAGAUACUAUUUUAUUUACAACUGAUGAAGAAAUACUAGAGCUGAUUUCGGAUAAUGAUAGAAAUUUCGAUAAUGGUUUAAAUAUUUGGAAUUAUAAUUAUUCACUCGAGUCAUCAUACUGCGGAGUCAAACAAAUGCUUGUAGAAUUAGAUGGGAAGAAAUUAUUCGAUGAUGAUUUCGAAGGCUUUUUGCUAAGACGAGCUCCUGGCUCAUGUCAUUAUAAUUUUUCCCAGGAAAUAAGUUUUGUAAACCGACCCAAGAUAGCUGUUGGUAAAAAUUAUAGUGCGUCUGCUGAAAGAAUAGUUGAAGAUAAAUUUAAUAUAAUAAAAUUAUCAAGAGAUGUCUUAGAAAAUAGUGAUUAUGAAUCACCGCCAGUACCUCAAGGCUUUGUUUACCAAAUUGUCAUAUUUUCAACUUGGGGUGAUGCUUAUUAUGUUGGUUUGAAUGGUAUUGAAUUAUUUGAUGCUGAUAAACAAAAAAUUCAUUUAAAUAAAAAAAACAUCACAGCGUACCCAGAAAGUGUUAAUGUUAUCGAGGGUAUCGAAAACGAUAUCAGGACACCUGAUAAAUUAAUAGAUAAUAUAAAUGACUGUAAAGAUGGAAAUCAUUCAUGGCUAGCUCCAAUUCUACCUGGACAAAUAAAUCGUAUUUAUAUAAUAUUUAACGAUCCAAUGACUGUGUCAAUGAUUAGAAUAUGGAAUUAUUCUAAAACUUUAGAAAGAAGAGUCAAAGAAUUUGGGAUUUUCGUUGAUGAUUUAUUGGUAUACAAUGGCAUGUUAGCAGAGAACGAUGCAAACGGUACUGUAUACUUUAGCAGCAAUAAUUAUCGAGACAUACAACUAGCAAAAUCAACAUCGGAUCAAGAAAUAAAUUUAUUGAAUUUAGAAAAAGUUAAUCAGGAUGAAGAUUCACAACCAGACCAAUUGCUGAGACCUUAUACCUCAUUGCUGCCAAAAAAUUAA
This is a messenger RNA of Cotesia congregata, 2022 nucleotides long. Lineage: Eukaryota; Metazoa; Arthropoda; Insecta; Hymenoptera; Braconidae. The record is from the annotation of a GenBank genome assembly.